Molecule: messenger RNA, 875 nt
Organism: Phragmites australis (common reed)
Lineage: Eukaryota; Viridiplantae; Streptophyta; Magnoliopsida; Poales; Poaceae
Product: protein VERNALIZATION 3-like
Exons: 4
Coding region: 29-553 (174 amino acids)
Source: RefSeq, a predicted model, not a curated record
CUUGCUCCCAAAUCAUUUCGUGUUCAAUAUGUCUCGGGACCCAUUGGUCGUCGGACAUGUUGUGGGGGAUAUUGUGGAUCCCUUCAUCACAACCGCGUCACUGAGGGUCUUCUACAACAACAAGGAGAUGAUGAAUGGUUCUGAGCUCAAGCCAUCUCAGGUGAUGAAUGAGCCCAGGGUCCAUAUCAGUGGGCGUGACAUGAGGACUCUCUACACACUUGUCAUGGUGGACCCUGAUGCACCUAGCCCCAGUAACCCUACUAAAAGAGAGAACCUUCAGUGGUUGGUGACAGACAUUCCAGAGACAACUGAUGCCAGUUUUGGCAAUGAAAUAGUCCCCUACGAGUGCCCACGUCCAACAGUCGGAAUCCAUCGCUUUGUGUUCAUCCUGUUCAGGCAGGCAGUCAGGCAGACCACCUAUGCGCCGGGGUGGAGAUCAAACUUCAACACCAGAGACUUCGCGACCAUCUACAACCUCGGCUCGCCUGUCGCUGGGUUGUACUUCAACUGCCAGAGAGAGAACGGCUGUGGUGGAAGAAGGUACAUAAGGUGAUAUACACAGAGUUGUGGUUAUAUAUAGUUGUUUGCUUGCCUCUCUGAAGGCAGAGAAGCAUAAUAGCAAUUGGGAGAGAUAAAUGCUCCUAGCUAAAUAAAAAUUAUAUGUUGUGUGUUUGUGUGUUAGUGCGUGAGCAUUGCAUGAAUGCUCACAAUCAUAAGAACUAUAAUUAGUUCACUACACAUUGUAGCCCUGAUGUUAUGUUGUCCUUACUUGCCCUAGCUCUCACUCACAAGAAGUAAGGCAGGGUACUAGUCCAAUUGUUGGAAUAUUAAAAGGUGAGAUAAACUGUUAUUGUCGUGCGUGCAAGUUGUGAUGU